AGCUUGGCGCUAGCUCGAUUGACUGUAUCGUGUAUGUGUGUGCGUGGUCACAAUCGCUAGCGCCGAUAUAUUUUCGAAUAUUAUAGGCGCGUCUGUGGUAGUGCGUCCCUCGAUCUGACAGCUCUUUCCUGAGCAUAGGUCGCAGUUAAGGCUCUACUCUUACGGAGCACACUGUGCCUGCCUCACUGUGUCCGUUACUGCUCAGGGAGUAGUCACACCAGUGGACCAGUCUUACAAUAAACCAGACUUUCAUUCAUUCAUUUCAUAUGUUUUUACAAUUAUGUGCGUAGUAAAACAAAAACGACGUUAUAUGUGUGAUUCAUUUGUUUACAUACUUUGUAACACAUUUAUUCCACUUCGUGCUACUUAAAUCUCUCGUCUCGCAUCGUCUCUUUGAGAUCGACGGUGUUGUAAAAAAAAAAAGAGAAGGCUUUACCGAAGCAACGUACCUUGUACAUAUAUAUAUAUAGCGUAUCUGUAUACAUACAAUCAUCCAGAUGAAUAUGGUUGUUACGGAUUUUUUAUACGCACAACGUCUGCUGCGGAACAUGAAAAGAUCCAGAAUAGUCUUGAACGAAUUAGAUGAUGUAGACGAAGUAGAGUUUCCUGAUUUGCGACAUGAAAUCAACAGAUACGACACUUUCAAGAAUUGGUUGCCCUCAUCGGUCGCGUUAACUGAAAGACUUGCGGCUGCUGGUUUCUACUUUGCUGGUCAAGGUGAUACCGUUGAAUGUUUUGACUGCCACGUUCAACUGAACAAUUGGCAAGAAGGGGAUGAUCCAAUGGCAGAUCAUCGGAAAUUUUCACCGCAAUGUAGAUUUGUUCGCAAACUUCCUUGCGGUAACGUACCGCUCGUUGUCAAUCCCAGACCGAGAUCAGUAACCGAGAUGAGUUCGUUACAAGAAGUAGAAUACUUCCCGCACUUGUUACACAGAGCCAAACAUCCCGAAUAUUGUAACUAUCGAAAACGUCUCGCAACAUUUGACACAUGGCCUUCCACGAAGACACAAACUCCCACCGAAUUAGCUGAAGCUGGAUUUUAUCACGUAGGACGUGAGGAUCACGUCUUGUGCUUUUACUGCGGCGUGGCUCUGAGAAAUUGGGAGGACAAUGAUAUACCAUGGGAAGCACAUGCCAAAUGGAUGCCAGAAUGCUUCUACGUUCUUUCUAUUAAAGGACACGACUAUGUGUUAUCUGUCAAUUCACCAGAAGGCAUAGACGUAACGGAACAAACACUCGAACUUGGGGCAGCAAGUCAUUUAUCAUCUAAUGACCCUAUACCUUUUGUGGUUAGUGAGGGAUACGACGAAGAUAACGUAGAUAACAUACGAAGGGCUUCCAGAGUGCUACAACUUCGAGAAGAAUUUUUAAUGGCUGAAGCGAAAGAACAAAUAGGAAAAAAUCGGGAAGGUUUGAAAGACAAGAACAAUCAAGAAGAGAGAGAGGAAGAACUUGUUGAAGACACGCUGCAAUGUAAAAUCUGCUUUGUGCAGAAGCGAAACAUUUUGUUCUUAACGUGCGGUCACGUGGUAUGUUGUAACAGCUGUUCAAAAAUGGUUAACAAUGUCUGUCCUUUAUGUCGUAAACGGAUAAUGGGUAUGGUACAAAUAAGUAUCGUCUGAAAACUCCGGCUGAGAGAAAUAGAGGAAACGCACAUAUGUUGAAGGAUCACGAUUUUCCCCGCUCCUAAGCUCCAAGAAAGAUUCAGCUUAUAUAUUACACUAUGAUUGUCUCUCUCUUUCUGCUCAAAAACCAAAAAAGUCUAUUUCAAAGUUGCUUAUUAAAUUUAUUAUAGCGUUUUCGACUGCAACGGGUCUUGCCGUAAAAACAUGCUAUACUUUUCGAUAUCUCUGUGGUAGGUGCCCAUUUUAAUUAAUUUAUUUUAUUUUAUUUUAAGUAAUUUAUUUUUUAGCUUUUGUAUAUUUAUUUUUUAGCUUUUGUUGUUGUAUUUUUUUAAAAUCAUGUUUUUAAAAAUCAACAUUCAAUUUCAUUAAUAAGUGAUAAAGUGGGAGAGAGAGAGCAGCUUUUUAAUGAAUCAUUUUUUAAAGCGAUAUUCUUAGAGCAAAUUCGACUGGUAUGCCCAACAGAUGUAGACUACUGGAAAAUUGACAGUAUAUGUACGUAUUUGCUGUCAAUUCCACGCUGCCUUUUUGACGACAAAUGUUUUCGACAAAUUUUUUUAUCAGAUAUUGUUAUACCGACUGAAAUGUAAAAACAUUCGAAGUUGAAAACUACAAUAAAGACUGUAUCUAUUUUUCUCAAAUAUGUUGUGAGACAUUGUUUUGGUAUUUUGUUUAAUAUUGAAACGAAAUAAUAUCCCACAUUUCAUACAGUUGAUAGAACGUAAUUUAUUUUUAUACGAUGUUUACAAGUUGCGCACAAGAUCAACUUUUUUUUACAUGUACUUAUUUCAAUUACACUGGCAAUUGAACGGUUUUUAGUAAUAAAAUAUAAAAAUCAUAUUAACUGUAUAGAUGUAAAAUAAUCUUCGCAAAUUUUUAAAUUGACAACAAUUAUUUUUAGCAAAAUAACUCAGUAUGUUCUUAAAGCAAGAAAACAAUGUUUAUAUUCGUCUAUAUUCGUCGUACAUUGGUGUACACAUCGAUAUAAAGACUCGUAUAAAAAAUAAAGUGGCGGUUUGGUUUUUGUUUGCUAUACCUUUUGCGCGUCAGGUAUCUGAAGGACUUGUAACACCAAUC
Molecule: messenger RNA, 2699 nt
Organism: Pseudomyrmex gracilis
Lineage: Eukaryota; Metazoa; Arthropoda; Insecta; Hymenoptera; Formicidae
Product: baculoviral IAP repeat-containing protein 7-A-like
Exons: 3
Coding region: 498-1622 (374 amino acids)
Cellular component (GO): nucleus; cytoplasm
Source: RefSeq, a predicted model, not a curated record